Molecule: messenger RNA, 2923 nt
Organism: Hypomesus transpacificus
Lineage: Eukaryota; Metazoa; Chordata; Actinopteri; Osmeriformes; Osmeridae
Gene: tp53i3
Product: tumor protein p53 inducible protein 3
Exons: 7
Coding region: 396-1493 (365 amino acids)
Molecular function (GO): quinone reductase (NADPH) activity; NADPH binding; quinone binding
Source: RefSeq, a predicted model, not a curated record
GUAAGGUGUCCAGUUUCAAGGACUGCUUUAUAGUCUGGUAAUUGCUUGUGUUUGUUGUCCCCUCCUUUAAUCCUAGUGUUAUUUGUUUCCCCCUUGCCAACAAUAAAAUGGGCCAUUCUGACAAUCAUCUAAAUUAUUCUACAAUCUAAAAAGUGGUUGACACUAUUUGUAUUAUUCACUGGGGAUAUUCACGUCAACAUAUCAAUCGACGCAUACAGUAGAGUAAAGCAGCCUUCGGCCAGUAGUGCAAUUUAAGGUGAAAUAUCCCUUUAAAACAUUUGUUCGUAAGAACAGUUAAACGUGCCGGGGAAACACUUGAAAUCUGUUAGAUUCAGUGUUUUCCCCCUUGGUAUGAGUAUAUAUGACCGACUCUCAAUUGGCUCAAUGUUUCCACAAUGGCACAGAAUUACGGAAAUGGGACUCAAAACGAAAUGAUGCUGGCGGUGUGUGUGGACGCACCAGGGGGUCCAGAAGGUUUGCUUUUGAGGAAGGUCACUAAACCUCAAUCCAGAGCUGGAGAAGUUCUUAUCAAAAUCCACGCAACUGCUCUGAACCGGGCAGACUUGUUGCAGAGGAGAGGACUGUACCCAGCUCCUCCAGGUGAAAGUGAGAUCCUGGGCCUAGAGGUUGCUGGGACUGUGGCCAGCACAGGUGCCGGGGUGAAGGGCUCCUGGAGGACAGGUGAUCGAGUCAUGGCCCUCCUGUCUGGAGGCGGAUAUGCAGAGUACGUCUCUGUGCCAGAAGAGCUGCUCAUGUCGGUCCCCUCCCACCUCUCUCUCUACCAGGCCGCUGCGAUCCCUGAGGCCUGGCUCACUGCCUUCCAGCUCCUGCACCUCGUAGCCCGGGUGAAGGAGGGAGAGGUGGUUUUGGUGCAUGCCGGAGCCAGUGGCGUUGGAACCGCGGCGAUCCAGCUCGUCCGAUUGGCCGGUGCCGUCCCCGUGGUUACAGCAGGAAGCCCGGAGAAAUUGCAGAUAGCAAAGGAGCUGGGGGCAGCAGCUGGUUUCAACUACAGAAAAGAAAACUUUGCAGAGAAAGUCUGCGAUUUCACGAAAGGCAGGGGAGCAGACAUUAUUUUGGACUGCGUUGGGGGAAGCUGCUGGGAGAGGAAUGUGGACUGUCUGGCCCUGGAUGGGAGAUGGGUGCUGUUUGGCGCCAUGGGUGGAAAGACGGUGGAGGGAGAGCUUCUGGGCAGGCUGCUGUCCAGGCGAGGACAGCUCCUCUGCAGCCUGCUCCGCUCACGCAGUCUGCAGUACAAAGCAGAUCUGGUGAGGGCUUUCUCAGAAGGGGUGUUGCCCUCCUUCUCUAACCAGACCUCCUCCCUGAGGCCGGUUAUUGACAGCACCUUUGACCUGGAGCAGAUUGCAGACGCUCACAGACACAUGGAAGCCAAUAGAAACAUGGGGAAGAUUGUCAUCAAGGUGUUGUCAUCACCACACCUUCAGUCUCAACCAUCUAUCCCGACUGAAGUCUCUGGUUCCUGUGAUUCAUUUUGAGAGGAUGGUGUAGGGACCUGUUGAAAGACUGUAGUCGUUUUUAACUGGGCGUAUCCCUUCUAUCAAUGUAAAAUACAUUGGACUCCUAGCCCCCAGGUGUAGGUUUGUUUAAAAUGUGUGGGGGGGAAGCUUUGUUUAAUAACUGAGAAUGUGGUUGUUUAAAUACAAAUGUCUGAAUAAAAAGUGGGGGGGACAGAUAUGCCGUUUUCAAAAAAUGAGUGUCAAAUGUCCCUCAACCUCAACCUACCCUUUAAACAGUGUAAGGCUGGAUGUCAACCCGCCCCCAUCUCUCAUAUGCUAAAAUAUGGACGGAGUCCCUAUUGGAUGGUUUUCACACCUCAUUGUGUAAACUUACUGUUGCUUUGCUAGUCAUAUGUUGAUAAUUAAGGAUCAAGAUGUGAUCUGAUGUUGUUCAACAGAUAAUGGUUGGAUAUAAAGGGAAUUGUGAAGCAUUGUUCUCUAGAUUCUUGAUCUCCUGAGGGCUUUUCCUCAGCUCUGGCUUCUCUUCUCCUUCUUACUCUUUCUCUGAUUUACAAUAAUCAUCAUGGUAGAGUAGGUAAGUCUUCACUUUGUAACUUGUUUGCCAUGCAAGUGAUUUAAUUAAUUUGCAAUGUUAUUAAAUAUCUAGUCAUCUAUUACUGUAAUUUAACCCAUUAGUCAAAUAAUUGUACUUCCAGCAUAUUUGGUACACUGUUCAAUGUACCCCCCCUUCCUUUAAACGUAGGGGAAUAGUUGUGGUUUUUUGACCAAAAAUGUAACCACUUACAACAGCAUACGUGUAGCCUACAAUGGGCAUGUAGCUACACUGCACACGAAGGGAGACAUGACAUUGCGUAAUUAUUUUAUAUAUUAAUUCGGGAACAAAUACAAUUAUUACAACUUGUUCAAAAACGUUAUUCGUAAUGUUUUAAAUUCACAGUCAAUGCUUAAAACACGAUAGGCUAUAGCCUUUACAUCUGAUGUAGCUAAUGUAAGGAAUUGAAGCAAUAGUAUUAAAGUACGUCACAUUGCAGGACUACCGUAGGGUAUAUUGCUUAAAUAGUCUAUGAAGUAAACUGUAUUUGGGGUGGGAUUAUGUGCGUAAACUGGGCUACAACCACGCUAGACUAACCAGUGGACAAAAUGACAAGAAGCCGGAAUCGGCCGUCACAAUCAAAAGUUUCACUUCCUGAACUCACUGAGAACAUUUGUUUUAGAGGUAGUUUCUGAGUUUGUCCUUUAGUUUGGAACAAGGACAUUCCGUUUUAGCUAAGGAUUAACGCAAGCAAAUGCAGGCUGCAUAAUUAAGAUAAUGCCCUUCUGAAGAACUAACCCAAUCUUCGUAAACCGAGUAAGAAAUGCUAGUGGACUUUUUUGAUCCAUUUCGAAAUCAAGUUGGAGUGUUAUUGGAGCAUUUCAACAGCUACAAUCUGUCAACAGAAACAACAAAG